Strongyloides ratti is the source of this 243-nucleotide messenger RNA. RefSeq lists its product as hypothetical. Bases 1 to 243 code for a protein of 80 amino acids. NCBI's taxonomy places the organism in Eukaryota, Metazoa, Nematoda, Chromadorea, Rhabditida, Strongyloididae. The record is from RefSeq and is a predicted model, not a curated record. The transcript has 2 exons.
AUGGUUAAAUAUUUUUCAUCUUGUUUAUGCUUAAUUGGAGCAAUUAUUAUUCUAUCAAGUCAUUAUACUAAUACAAUUCCCAUUGAAAAUUCUGAAAAUUACUUUAUUAGACAAUUAAGAGAUUUUCCAGUCGAAGAGUUUGAUGGAAGACCGAUUUAUUAUAAUGGUUAUCUUAUUGAAAAUACUGAUCCACGUAUUUCACUUAAAAGAGCUGUCGGUCCUCGUCCACUACGUUUUGGAUGA